AUGACGGAAUACUGGUUAAUAUCUGCACCGGGUGACAAGACCUGCCAGCAGACCUGGGAAACGAUGAACAAUGUUACCAGCAAGCAGAACAAUCUGUGUGAAAACUUUAAGUUUCAUAUUCCGGACCUUAAGGUGGGAACCCUCGAUCAGCUGGUCGGACUGUCCGACGAUUUGGGCAAGCUGGAUGGCUACGUAGAGCAGACAACGCGCAAGAUUGCCGCCUAUCUAGGCGACGUGCUGGAAGAUCAGCGCGACAAGUUGUACGAGAACUUGCAGGCCAACAACAAUGACUUGGCUUUGUACAUCACCCGUUUCCAGUGGGAUUUGGCCAAGUAUCCGACGAAGCAAUCGCUGCGUAACAUUGCGGACAUUAUCUCCAAACAAGUCGGACAAAUCGAUGCUGAUCUGAAGACGAAAUCGGCCGCGUAUAACAACCUGAAGGGCAACCUUCAGAAUUUGGAGAAAAAGCAAACUGGCAGUUUGUUGACGCGUAAUUUGGCGGAUCUGGUAAAGAAGGAACACUUCAUUCUGGAUUCGGAAUACUUGACCACGUUGCUCGUUAUUGUCCCGAAGUACGUGGCCAACAUGGGUGAUUGGAAUGCACACUAUGAAAAGAUCACGGACAUGAUCGUGCCCCGUUCGUCGCAGACGAUCACACAGGACGCAGACUAUGCACUCUGCACGGUGACGCUAUUCAAGAAGGUCGUGGACGAAUUUAAGCUGCACGCCCGUGAACGUAAGUUUGUCGUGCGUGAGUUUGUUUACAAUGAGGAAGAGUUGGCCGCAGGCAAGAACGAAAUCACGAAGCUGGUUACGGAUAAGAAGAAGCAAUUCGGUCCACUGGUUAGAUGGUUGAAGGUCAACUUUAGCGAGUGCUUCUGUGCCUGGGUGCACGUUAAGGCACUGCGUGUGUUCGUCGAAUCGGUACUGAGAUACGGACUGCCAGUCAAUUUCCAAGCCAUCCUGAUCCACCCGAACAAGAAGAGCACAAAGCGUCUGCGCGAUGUACUUCAACAGCUGUACAGUCAUCUCGAUGGCUCGGCGGGCUCUUCCGGUGGAAAUGCGGAUAACGUCGAUAUUCCUGGACUCGGUUUCGGACAAUCCGAAUACUUCCCGUACGUGUACUAUAAGCUUAACAUCGAUAUGGUCGAAACGAAGGUUUAA
This is a messenger RNA of Anopheles marshallii, 1164 nucleotides long. It is a transcript of the gene Vha44, whose product is annotated as V-type proton ATPase subunit C. Gene Ontology annotation, biological process: proton transmembrane transport. Gene Ontology annotation, molecular function: proton-transporting ATPase activity, rotational mechanism. Gene Ontology annotation, cellular component: lysosomal membrane; vacuolar proton-transporting V-type ATPase, V1 domain. The transcript is spliced from 8 exons. The coding region runs from base 1 to 1164 and encodes 387 amino acids. The record is from RefSeq and is a predicted model, not a curated record. NCBI's taxonomy places the organism in Eukaryota, Metazoa, Arthropoda, Insecta, Diptera, Culicidae.